Messenger RNA from Gloeophyllum trabeum ATCC 11539, 1341 nucleotides. RefSeq names its product STE3-domain-containing protein. The transcript is spliced from 7 exons. Lineage: Eukaryota; Fungi; Basidiomycota; Agaricomycetes; Gloeophyllales; Gloeophyllaceae. The record is from RefSeq and is a predicted model, not a curated record. Gene Ontology annotation, cellular component: membrane. Gene Ontology annotation, biological process: G protein-coupled receptor signaling pathway. Bases 1 to 1341 code for a protein of 446 amino acids. Gene Ontology annotation, molecular function: mating-type alpha-factor pheromone receptor activity.
AUGCUUACCGACGUCCCCAAUUCCGUAUUUUCUGCGUUCUCCUUCAUAGGCUUCGUCCUCGUCUUAAUACCGUUUUACUGGCAUUUAGAAGCAUGGAACACGGGCACGUGCCUUUACAUGGGCUGGACAGCCAUCCAAUGCUUGAACCUUUUUAUCAACUCUGUCGUGUGGAACAAUAAUGCCAUUAAUUGGGCCCCAGUAUGGUGCGACAUCUCUAGUAGAAUAUAUAUUGGCUCCAGCGUCGCCAUCCUUGCCGCGUCCCUAUGCAUAAAUCGUCGACUGUAUCAUAUUUCCAAAGUUGAAGCUGUUGUAGUUACUCGGCAGGAGAAACGCCGAGGUGUAAUGAUUGACCUUGCCAUUGGCUUGGGUAUACCGUUCUUGCAGAUGAUUCUUUCCUACAUUGUCCAAGGGCAUCGGUUUGAUAUCUUCGAAGAUAUAGGCUGCGAACCAUUUAUCUACAAUACCUGGCCUGCCUAUCCUCUCUCCAAAGUAUGGCCGCUAGCCAUAGCCAUGGUAUCCGCAGUUUACUCAGCCCUCUCGAUCCGCCAAUUUGUGAAACGAAAGACCGAGUUCAGCAAAUUCCUGUCCCCUCACACGAAUCUCACUUCCAGCCGCUACUUCCGUCUCAUGGCUCUCGCCGGCGUCGAGGUGCUCUGCGGCAUCCCCCUCUCCAUCUAUACGAUCUACCUCAACGUCACCUCAUUCCCAGUACAACCCUGGAUCUCUUGGGAAGACACGCAUUUCAACUUUUCGAAGGUCGACCAGGUCCCGGCUGUAAUCUGGAGAUCGAAUCCUGUGCUGCAAGCGUCUCUCGAGUCUAGCCGCUGGUUCACGGUCAUCUGCGCUUUCAUCUUCUUUGCGUUUUUUGGAUUUGCCGAUGAAGCGUUAAAGCAUUAUCGUCGCUUGUACGUCUUCGUUGCGAAAUGCCUUGGGUACGAGUCGGUAUCGGAGUCAAAAGCACCAGGCUCGUCUGUUUGGAAAACAAAGCCAGGACCUGUUAACGUGCGCGGACCGCUGAACAUCACUCUCCCCCUCCAUCUCAACACGCACCGUAGACCCCAGAGAGAUUCAGACCUAUCGUUCUCAGAUAGACUCGACUCUGUGAUAAUACUGGGCGAUAUUGACUCCUUCAUGGACGGGCACGAAAGCAAGACGGAUCGCCCAUUCUCAGGGCAACGGGCUGUGAUGCCGUCGUCAGCUGAACCCCAUCCGUCGGAAGCAUUGGAGCUGCAGUGGCCCGACGACCACUUCAUUCACGUUUCGUCUGUGCCUCGGCACGAUCUCGAUGCGCCGUUAUCCGUGAGACCGUCACCUCACAUAAGCACGAUUGAUAUCGUCUAG